UAGAUAAACACGAAAACCAAUAAGACAAGUUAACAAAUAUAAAAUAUAAUAUAAUUCAGUUUAGUGGUGAUAGAAAGAAACAUUUGGACAAUUGGAAUUGAAAGAUCUCAUGAAAAAAUUUAAAUUGGUACUCAACACAUAGCACAUAUAUAUGUACAUAUACUCUUCUACUACCAAAGGCAACAGCAGUAGCAGCAGAAGGCAGGCAGGCGAGCGAAUCACAUACAAAAUUACGUGAGCUGCGCAGCAAAGUGAAUUCAAUGGGAAGAGGUUGAUGAUAGUUCAUUGCCCAGAUUAUAAAUUACAUGUAGAAAUUGGGGACUCCCUGCAAUUGGUUGUCGGUGUGGUGUCGAGAGCGAGCGAGCAGCAGCCAAAAGGGCCAAGAAAAACCGCACCCUUUGUCUGCUUCCGGCCGCCGUUUUGGUAGUAGGAAGUCUGUAUGGUCGUUAUGACUUCGCCCCUACAUCAGCUGGAUAUAUUCGAGCUACGACCAUUGAUUACCAAUUUCAAUUGUAAAUUAUCGACCAUCACCGAAUAUGAUUGCCACAGACAGAUGUUAUGCCUUGUCUCAGAGGACAACGAUAUUGUGUUGCGCUACAACAGUGAGGGUGGCCAAGAAGUGCUCAAAUUGAUAUCAUGGUUUCGCCGCACCAACCGGGUGAUACACGACAUAUGUUUUGAUCCCUCGGGAACUUGGCUGUUGGUCUUAUGUUUUGACAAUACAUUACACAUUGUGCCCGCCUUGGCGGUGGUGGAUAAAUCUGGCCUAGAAGCAAAUACCAAAAACUCCAUUUACCCACAUUCUCUGUAUAGCACCACACAAGUAACAAGUUACAUCAUACCUUUUGUUGGACCCCAUGAGUGCCCCAACUCAAAAAAAUGUCCCAACAAAUUAACUUCAAAGCGUAACUCUGCCUUGAGUGGCAAUGGCGGCGGAGGAAAUGGAGCUUCCAGUAGUGGACAAGCUUUAAAGAAUGAGGACCAGCGUGUCAAUGAGCCACCACAUGGUAGUGGCAAUGAAGAGGCUGAUAACAAUAAAAAGCUAAAUGCCUUAGCUGAUCAAUUGGAAGCGCUGCAGGUGGAACAAGGAAACGAUGAAGACGAUUCCAUGGUGGUAGUGCCUCCCGUAAUAGCAGUAGAGGGCAACAUGGAUAUAUUUAGUCACGAUGUACCUGCAGAAAUGUUGGCAUCCUCGGCUCCUCAAAAUCUGGCCAUAGAUGAUAAGACCGGCAAUAGUCAGUUACCGGCCAUGAAUAUGUCUUUCAUGGCCUCCAAUACCUGUCCAUAUCCCCUGUCUGUGGUGUGGUGGCGUACUUUGGAGGGUGUUAAUAGAGCAGUAAUAGGCUAUUCGGAUGGUUCUAUAUGCUUUGUGGGUCUUAGUCCCAAUUGUCCUUUUGUGGCCAGCACCUCAGUGGAAAGUGGUUCGGUGGUAAAACUGCUCAUAUGUCGUGACAAUACAUUUGAAAGUGUCAUGCUGUUGAUUACCUCCUCGUUGAAGCAACAAUUCAAAUUACUGCUGGAACAAAAAGCUAUAGAUUAUACCUACCCCGGAGAAAUUUCUCCCACUACAACCCAAACCAAAGACAAUGAUUGGCAAAUUGUUAUGCCCCUGAAAAACCUAAACAACAGCAGUGGCACUACUGAAAUUGCCAAUCAAUCAGACGAUGAUGUAUUUGUUAAUGAAGAAACACCUCCGAAAGAUACUAACCACCCGCCUCAAACCUUAGCACAAACUAAUGCAACAGCUUCAGCAACAGGCCCUAAGACAACGACCGAAGUAAUAUCAACUGUUGCAACAAUAGAAAAUAAUGGAAAUAAUCAACAACCCCCUCCACCACCAUAUUCGGUGGCCAUUAACCGUCACUUGGAUAACAAAGAAUCCUCCGUGGCAAACACAGCUCCAGCAGUUAGUUGCAGUGCUAGCUCAAUUAAUCAACAACAGCAAGUGGAUACUGAGUCCGAGUUUGAUAAGAACAUAAGGGGAGGCUAUAUACCGGCUGCCAGAGCACGUUUAGCCUCACUCAAAUCGUUGGGCUCCAAAAAGCUGAAUGCCAUUAAAAUGCGGCUUUCCGAUAAGCGGCAGAAAAUUGAAGAGUAUAUGCCUGACAACUCCUUGGGUUCCUCAUUUGCCAUUGUGGACUCGCCUUCGCUGACACCCGAAUUGCUGGCCAAUUCUGCAGGUUCCUUUUAUACCAUCCAAAAUCUUCGCAGUACUUAUUUGCUGAGUGCUUUGCACAGCCAAUCGAAUAGUUUUACGGUGCAUAGCAUUGAUAUACACUUGAAGCCUUUGUUUCUAUACAAAAUUCCCCGAGAAUGUGUGGACAUAUUGAUUAGUUCCAAUAUCUUGUAUUCAAUACAAUAUGUGGACUAUUAUGCGGAACCUACGCCGCCAGCAGCAGCAGCAGCUAUUGCCGCCGGCAGCAAUCCAAAACCGGAGCAAAAUAAUCAAAAUACAGAAAAAGAAAAUCGUGAUAUGGAUGUUGAAAAACAUGAAAAAUACGCUGAAGAGAUAGCCGCUGUUAUGGAGGGCAUCAAUGAUGGUGAUGAGGCCUCAGGCCAGCAUAGACAGAAUAGCAGUAGUGGCCUAAAACGAGAUGCCAGUCAAGAAGAUAGUGUGGCUACCAGUGCAGCUUCAACCACCUCUGAACAUUAUAGUCAAGACAGUUUGACACCGAGUAAUUCCAUCAAUGCUGUGGGUGUCAUCAGUAGUGCUAUGGCCUCUUUGAGGAAAGGAGAUGAAGAUAAAUUCAAUGGCUUUUCCCAAUUGGGUCUCUUUCGUUUUGAACAUGAAACUGUCUUGAGUCUUUAUCAAAUGGCCACCUUCCGUCCACCAACGACUAAUGAAACCAUAUCAAAAGAUGAAAAAACCAAAGUAUUUGAAAGCAAUGAAAUUCGCUCACCCAUGGACUAUGUCAAGUUCUAUGAAACGGCCGAUGUUAAGGAGGAGUACUCAUUGCGUCAAAUGGAAAUAAUGCAAAAUGAAUUUCCCAAAAUCAACUUUGAUCCCUGCUAUGUGGUUACCAACAAGAAUGUCUAUUAUAUACAACUCAAAAAAGAACCUUUUGCAAUAUUUCUUGAAUCCGCCUUGGCAGGUGAAUGGACUCAAUGUCGAGAUUUCUGCAAUACAUUUGAUCUAACCUAUGAGGCUUGCAUUGAGUUUGCUGGCGAUUAUUUGUUGCGACGUAAAAAGGUUACCCAAGCCCUACUAACCUAUAAUACGGCACGCAUCAAACCCAUUAGGACAGCUCUAAAAUUAGCCAUGUUCGGACAGACAAAUGCUUUAAUGCAUCUUUGUGCUAUGGCCUUAAAACUGACGCAUGUGCUCAAAUCGAAAUAUUUUUGUCAUCCCAUUAUAAAAACGCUAUUGCAUGACAUAACCUACCGUCACUCCGAAGAUGUUCAGCCCAUUUUGCCUCCCACACCAGCGUCUUAUUCGGCAGAUGGAAAGGUAGAGGUAAAUGAGGGUCUACCAUGUAGUGACUACACAUAUGGCGUAGAUGAACCUAUGAGUCAGCUACAAAUGUCAGCAUCAUCGCAAUUUCAUUUGGCCAAUUUGUUGCUCAUCACUUUGGCCGAAAAGGCUGUUAACGAUAAAAAUUAUAUACCUCUGUGGAAUUUCCUGGUAACAAAUGGCAAAUAUCACACAAAUAUGACCAGUAUUGUUCUUUGCCAGAGUGGUUUAUUUUCGGCUGCUCUACUUUUGGCCAAAGUGCGUGGAGUUUUUAUAGAUACAUUUUUGGCUUUAAAUAGUGUGGUGGGUCAAGAAUUUGGCUGGUACUCUGAGGUUAAUGUGUGUCUAUACAAUUUGAGUGACACCAUGUUUACCGAAACCAUAACAUACUUGCCCAGCGUUACCAUGGGUUAUUUUGGUUUUGUACAGGAAAAACUGCAACAAAUUAGACCAAGUGUUUUGAGACGCUUGGAACAACAACUCAACCCAUUUUCACCAACCCUGCGACCCAUCGUUUCACACACCUCAUCCACAUCACAUUCGAACGACAAUAAUACAUAUUUGCUGGAAUUUUGUAAAAAUCUCAUCGAAACUUAUUUGGCUGUACUCAUACACUUGGAAUCUCAGCGUUCUACAAAUGAUCGGGUUCUGAAUGCUUUAAAUACCUUCCGUUUAACAUACGAAGACAAUCAGUUUGCCAUCGAGGCUACACGUUUUAAGCCCAUAUCGGCGGGAUGUGCCCAUUGUGCGUGUGUAGUUGAUGGCGUUGCCUAUUUUUGGGGCUCGAAUGGCGUGCCUUGCAAUUACAGUGCUAGUAAAUUAUCAGAUUCCCCAGAACCUCCAUAUGCUGUAAAAAGUCUUGAUCUUCUAGCUCAUUUAAAUUUACAUGUACAUGCGGUUAAAUGUGGUAGACAGCAUACACUUAUACUCACCAAUAAUGGCCUCUACUCAUUGGGCAAUAAUAAUUUGUGCCAAUUGGGCAUAGGAAAACAAAUGCAAAUGACUUUGCAACCCAUGCUGGUCAAGGCAUUUGAUGGUAAAAAUAUAACAAUUCUAGAAGCUGGUCAAUAUCACAAUGCCGUGGUAGCUGAUGGUAUUUUAUAUACCUGGGGUUGGGGUGUUUAUGGCCAAUUAGGCCAUGGUGAUACAGAAAAUGCAGCUGAACCAAAAAUGGUUUCUUUUCUUAAGUAUAAGAAAAUAUUACAAGUUUCACUGGGUCAUGCCCACACUUUGGUGUUAUGUGAAGGACCUGCUGGCCGUAAUACUACAGAAUUGUAUGUUUUUGGCUCCAAUAACUUUGGUCAGCUGGGUUUGUCCGGCUCCAAGCCGGAGAGUGAACAAAGCGGCAGCUCUAAAUCCUCGACAGAUGAUGGUAUCAAUUAUAGUGGCCAAGUUAAGUAUUUGCUGCCUCAAAAGCUGGAGAUAGCUGGUGCCUCCAGAAUAAGACUGAUUCAUACAAAAUUUUUCACUAAUUUGGUUGUGGACGAAAACGAACGCAUGUAUACUUGGGGUUCAUCUCCACAAGCUCUUCGUUUAGCCAAUCAAAUAAAACGCAGAGCUAAUGCCAAACAAAAGAAUGAGGAACAACAGCGUCGUGAAAUGAGUAAACGUUUCGAGGAAACCCUGAGUGAUAACAUAGAAGUUCCCACAAUUGAUGUUGGUAUACCCAGCAGUGUAGUGACGGAAACGGUGCCAGUUGCCACUACAUCAGAGGUAUUAGUGCCUGCGGUAACCAUAACACCACCUGUAGGGGAAACAACUUUAGGCACAACCAGCGAUGCAGCUAUCACUAUAGUCAAAGAUGACAUCACAAGUAUAGCCGAAAAAGUUGUGCCCACUACAACUGCAGUACCAGAUAUUAUUAUAGAUGAUGAAAUUGUUGCUGAUAUACCGGUGGUAAAGACAACAACUAACAGUAGUACUGGUGCUCAGGAAAAAAUCGUUAUUGAAAGUGAACCAACAUCGUCUACAUCAACAACAAUGCCACAGGCAGCUAACAGUAUGAUAGAUGUGGAUCCUUGUGAACACAUGACACCGCAUUUGGUGGAUACAUCUGAAGUGGCAGGGCAAAUAUUGCAGGUUUCCAGUGGCCUUUUCCAUUUUGCUUUGAUUUCUUCCUCCUGCACUCUUUAUACAUGGGGUAAAAAUCUAGAACAUCAACUAGGCACUGAAGAUAAGGAGCGUCGGGCUGUUGGUAAGCCUUCACCCAUUGAUAGUAUUGACCGGCCCAUGUAUGUCGAUUGUGGUGCAGAUUUCACUCUAGUCAUGACAACAGAUUUUGUUGUUAAAGCAUUUGGUGGCAAUUCAAAUGGACAGUGUGGUCGUGAUUUGGGUGCCUGCAUAGAUAACAAAAUGAAACAGCGUGUAGUUUGCCUGCCCACCACCAAACGUCUAAUGCGCUUCGAAAGCCAGUGUGUUGAAGUUCCCGUGGAAAUAAAUCUACCAAGACCUCGCAUUCGUUUGGAUUAUGAGCCUGUGCGCUAUCUAAAGACCAUACCCAGAUACAAAUGUUAUUUCCUGCAAGAGGCUGAAAUCGAUUUUGAGCAAUGUCCCGAUAUGGCUUCGAGUUCAGCUAAUCAAAUAUCCGGCCAGGAAUCAGAUGAUAUGAUUUCCUCUUUGGAAAAUAUCAGUCAAAAUGAGGUGUCAUCAUUGCAAAUGUCACCCAAUGUGCCGCUACUGGCAGCCGAGCAUCUAUUGGAUCCCAAUCAAUUAACCGCCAACAGUUCUUAUGAAUGCUCGCCGGACGAACAAAGCUAUGCGCGUUUACCGAAUGUCUACAAUGCUUCCAGCAUAACUGACAAUGGCAAUAGUGGGGGCAAUGGUUCUGGCCUGCUAAAUCUUAAGGCCCAAGAAGGUUCUGCUGAGGCGGAAGGCCAAGAACUAAAAAAUGGCAGCGAAGAGAGCGAGGAAUUGCAGCAAUUAUGCCACUACAUACACUAUUGUCUAUACAUCUUCCAUGGCCUGUAUAGUCCGGACAAGGUGCGAGAGUUUUCCAAAGAUCGCCUAGAAUAUCGCAUACGUACUUUAAUGUUAAAUUUCAAAUUUGUCGAUGCUUUUGAGCUGUGUUUGCGCAGUGUGAACAAUGCCAGUUGUGCCCUCAAAAUUUUUGAAUAUUUCUCCAAAGAUACUGGCUAUGUGCCCUUGCGCCGAGCUGACCUGAGGUUUCUUAUCUACUAUCUGCUGCAACAUUUUAUGGAACGCAACUAUGAUAUAACACAGUGUGAGAACUUCUUUUUGGCCGAUUUGGACUACUAUUUGCUGGAAUUGGCCUAUGUGCUGUAUUUCAAUAACAACAAUACCGAACUCGAACAAAAUCUCAAUGAGAAAUUCAAGAAUCUUAUAGCACGCAGUGGUGAUCCCUAUCAACUGCAAGGCGAAGAUCUUAAUCAACAGCAGCAAAUCGGCGCCACCGAGACCGAGGCGGAAGUGCAUCAUCUUGCCACACACAAACUACAGGACACCGAUGUGAUAUUUGAAUUGUUGAGUGUGAAAUUUAAAACCAUCAUUUGUCAGCGUCUGUUAAAGUUUUGUAAUACAUAAUCGUUUACUUUGUCAACGCAUCGCCAUUGCCAUCAUCGUAAGCAGCAUGGUGAUCGACAUCAACAGCAUUAUCAUCGUUUUUAUCAUAUACGCCUUUAGAACAGCGAUUUUUAUUUUGCGAUGUCGUUCAUCGUUUUUGUUUUUCUUUUUUUUUGUCUUAUGUUAAUACAUUUUUUUGUAUUUGUUUUUCUUUUUUUCUAUAGUUUUUAUGGGUAUUCAUUUUUGUUUUGUUUUAAUUUUUAUAUUAUUUUUAUUAUGUAUAAUUGUUUUAUUUUUUCUUGUUUUUUUUUAUUUUAUUUUAUCCCACUCAUCCCCAUCAAUAUAUUUAAUAUGCAUACACUAACAUACAUACAAACAUAUAUAUUAUAUACAUAUUACAAAAAUAUUUAUUAAAUGAUGUUAUUUUGUUGUAUUAGUUUUAAAUUAUUCGUUUUUUUUCUCAUUUGUAGAAAGUAUUUUUUAAACAAAAAUCUUCACGGCAUAUCUAUUUUAUUUGUUCGAAUUCAUAUGAAAUCAUUUUGAGUUGAUUAAAUUGAAAGAAAAAAAAACAUUGUUUUUAAACUUAUACUUUUAAUAAAUUUUUUUGGCGAGUCCAUAGACACAA
Stomoxys calcitrans (stable fly) is the source of this 7595-nucleotide messenger RNA. RefSeq lists its product as uncharacterized. The coding region runs from base 440 to 6991 and encodes 2183 amino acids. NCBI's taxonomy places the organism in Eukaryota, Metazoa, Arthropoda, Insecta, Diptera, Muscidae. The transcript has 17 exons. The record is from RefSeq and is a predicted model, not a curated record.